AUGAACUUUGUCCUUCAAAGGACUCAGCAGAUUCACGAGAAUGAAAGAGAUGUUGAUGAAUGCAGCACCAUUUCUGGAGUCUGUGAUGGGGGUGAAUGCUCAAACACGGUUGGUAGCUACGUCUGCACCUGUCCCCGUGACUUUGUCACAAGCCUGGAUGGCUCUCGGUGUAUUGAUGAAUAUCGCAGACUGUGCAUUGAGGGUGUUCCCUUUGGACCGGGUUACCCUGGCAUAGGAUUUCCAGGAUUUUCUGGUGGAAUUGGGCCAAAUGGCCUUGGCCCUGGUGGAGUUGGGCCUGGUGGAGUUAGCCCUGGUGGUGUCGGACCUGGUGGAGUCGGACCUGGUGGACUUGGACCUAACGGGGUUGGGCCCAGUGGGAUUGGACCAGGUGGAAUUGGAACAGGUUUCUCAGGACUACCUGGGACUGGGCCUGGCAUUGGUACAGCCACCCUGAAUCAGACAAUUGAUGUUUGCAAGCAUUUCACCAACCUGUGUCUGAACGGACGUUGUAUUCCCACCCCAUCCAGUUACCGCUGUGAAUGUAACAUGGGUUUCAAACAGGAUGUGCGUCGAGAGUGUAUUGAUGUUGAUGAAUGUUCCAGCAGUCCUUGUGUGAAUGGGGACUGCAUUAACACCCCUGGUGCCUAUCACUGCAAGUGUCAUGAUGGUUUCCAGAGUACUGCCACCAAGCAAGCCUGUAUUGAUAUCGAUGAGUGUAUUCAGAACGGUGUCUUAUGCAGGAACGGCCGAUGCGUUAACACUGAUGGAAGCUUCCAGUGUAUCUGCAAUGCUGGCUUCGAGCUUACCCCCAAUGGAAAGAACUGCAUUGAUCAUGAUGAAUGUGCUACUACCAACAUGUGCCUGAAUGGAAUGUGCAUCAACGAGGAUGGCAGCUUCAAGUGUAUUUGCAAGAAUGGCUUUAUCCUAGCUCCUAAUGGCCGUUACUGUGUGGAUAUUGACGAAUGUCAGACACCUGGUAUCUGCAUGAAUGGCCGCUGCAUUAACUCAGAAGGUUCCUUCAGGUGUGAGUGCCCUCCAGGUCUGGCUAUUGGAGUGGAUGGACGUGUCUGUGUUGAUACCCAUAUGCGGAGCACUUGCUACGGAGCCAUCAAAAAGGGCACCUGUACCCGACCUUUCUCUGGAGCCGUGACCAAAUCAGAGUGUUGUUGUGCCAGUCCAGACCAUGGCUUUGGAGAGCCCUGCCAGCCCUGCCCAGCCAGGACUUCAGCUGAGUUCCAGGCUUUGUGCAGCAGUGGCAUCGGGAUCACAGCUGAUGGACGAGAUAUCAAUGAGUGUGCUCUUGAUCCCGAUAUCUGUGCCAAUGGGAAUUGUGAGAACCUGCGCGGCAGUUACCGCUGUAUCUGUAAUAUUGGCUAUGAGUCUGACAUCAGUGGCAAGAAUUGUGUCGAUAUUGACGAGUGCUCAGUCAACAUGCUUCUGUGUGACAAUGGACUGUGUCGUAACACUCCAGGCAGCUACACAUGCACUUGCCCCACAGGUUACAUCUUCAAACCUGAUACCGAGACCUGUGAAGAUGUGAAUGAGUGUGAAUCCAGCCCAUGUGUGAAUGGUUACUGCAGGAACAUGGCAGGCUCGUUCAUCUGUGAAUGUUCACUUGGCAGCAAAUUGGAUCCAACCAGAACCAUCUGUAUCGACAGUAUGAAGGGGACGUGCUGGCUGAAUAUUCAGGAUGGGCGUUGCGAGGUGAACAUCAAUGGAGCAACACUGAAGUCGGAGUGCUGUGCCACCUUGGGAGCAGCCUGGGGCAGUCCCUGUGAACACUGCGAGCUGGAUCCCACCUGCCCCAGAGGCUAUGCCAGAGUGAAAGGCGUUACUUGUGAAGAUGUGAAUGAGUGUGAUGUAUUCCCUGGUGUUUGCACAAAUGGACGGUGUGUGAAUACACAAGGCUCAUUCAAGUGUGACUGCCCUGAAGGACUGACUCUGGAUGGGACUGGGAGAACCUGUGUGGAUGUUCGUCUGGAACACUGCUACCUGAAGUGGGAGGAGGACGAGUGCACACAGCCAAUGGCGAGCCGGUUCCGUAUUGACACUUGCUGCUGUUCGAUUGGCCGUGCCUGGGGUGGAGACUGCGAGGAAUGCCCACAGCCUGGCACACGGGAAUAUGAGGCUAUUUGCCCCAGGGGACCAGGAUUUGCCAACAGGGGUGAUGUUCUGACAGGCAGACCAUUCUACAAGGAUAUCAACGAAUGUAAGGUAUUCUCCAGUCUGUGUACAUAUGGAACAUGCCGGAACACAGUUGGAAGCUUUAAAUGUCGCUGCGAGAGUGGAUUUGCCCUAAACAUGGAGGAAAGGAACUGUACAGAUAUCAAUGAAUGCCGUAUUUCACCGGACCUCUGCGGCCACGGCAUGUGUGUGAACACACCAGGCAGUUUUGAAUGUGAAUGCUUUGAAGGAUAUGAAAGUGGUUUUAUGAUGAUGAAGAACUGCAUGGAUAUUGACGAGUGUGAGAGAGACCCCUUGCUGUGUCGGGGAGGAACCUGUGUAAACACUGAUGGCAGCUAUGAGUGUAUUUGCCCACCAGGUCAUGAGUUGACCAUCGAGGGAGAUGGCUGUGUGGAUAUCAAUGAGUGCUCACUGAGUGACAACUUGUGCAAGAAUGGCCGCUGUGUGAAUAUGAUUGGGACUUACCAGUGUGCUUGUGACUCAGGAUAUCAGGGCACAGCGGACAGACAGGGCUGUGUGGAUAUUGAUGAAUGUACAAUUAUGAACGGUGGAUGUGAUACACACUGCACAAACUCCGAGGGAAGCUAUGAGUGCAGCUGCAGUGAGGGCUAUGCACUGAUGCCUGACAAAAGGACAUGUGCAGAUAUUGAUGAAUGUGAGGAGAAUCCUGAUAUUUGUGAGGGUGGACAGUGUACCAACAUCCCUGGGGAAUAUCGCUGCCUCUGCUUUGAUGGGUUUAUGGCUUCGAUGGACAUGAGGACCUGUCUGGAUGUUAAUGAAUGUGACCUGAACCCUAACAUCUGUCUCCACGGCGACUGUGAGAACACCAAAGGCUCUUUUAUCUGUCAUUGCCAGCUGGGAUACUUUGUAAAGAAAGGAACAACAGGAUGCACAGAUAUUGAUGAGUGUGAAGUUGGAGCUCACAACUGCGACAUGCACGCCUCUUGUGUGAAUGUGCCAGGCAGCUUCAAGUGCAAGUGUCGUGAUGGAUGGAUUGGAGAUGGACUGGAGUGCAUCGAUCUGGAUGAAUGUGCCACUGAGGAACACCAGUGUAAUCCCAGUGCCAACUGUAUGAACACACCAGGCUCGUAUCGCUGCACCUGUAAGGAUGGCUUCAGUGGUGAUGGCUUCAGCUGCUCAGAUGUUGACGAAUGUGCUGAAAAUGUGAACCUGUGUGAGAACGGGCAGUGUCUGAAUGCUCCUGGGGGUUAUCGUUGUGAAUGCGAAAUGGGAUUCACACCGACCGAGGAUAGCAAGGCCUGCCAAGAUAUUGAUGAGUGCACCUUCCAGAAUAUUUGUGUUUUUGGAACUUGCCAGAACCUACCCGGAAUGUUCCGCUGUGUUUGUGAUGAUGGUUACGAACUUGACAGAAGUGGAGGCAAUUGCACAGAUAUCAAUGAAUGUGCUGACCCUGUAAACUGCAUCAAUGGCCUCUGUGUGAACACCCCUGGGAGCUACCUGUGUAACUGCCCGACAGAUUUCGAGCUGAAUCCUACAGGGGUUGGCUGUGUGGAUACCCGUGUGGGUAAUUGCUUCCUGGAAACCUUGCCAAGGGGAGAUGGCGGGAUUUCAUGCAGUGCAGAGAUCGGUGUUGGUGUCACUCGAGCCUCAUGCUGUUGCUCGCUGGGAAGGGCUUGGGGAAACCCUUGUGAAUUCUGCCCUCUAGUCAACUCCACUGAAUACAAGACUCUAUGUCCAGGAGGGGAAGGUUUCCGACCCAAUCCUAUCACUGUCAUUCUGGAAGAUAUUGAUGAGUGUCAGGAGUUACCAGGCCUAUGUCAGGGUGGAAACUGUGUGAACACAUUUGGCAGCUUCCAGUGUGAAUGUCCAGCUGGAUAUUACCUGAAUGAGGACACUCGUAUAUGUGAAGAUAUCGAUGAAUGCACCACUCACAUUGGAAUCUGUGGACCUGGAACAUGCUACAAUACUUUGGGCAACUAUACCUGUGUCUGCCCUCCGGAGUACAUGCAAGUCAAUGGAGGAAACAAUUGUAUGGAUAUGAGGAAGAGUGUCUGUUACCGCAACUUCAAUGAUACAUGUGAGAAUGAACUCUCCUUCAACAUGACCAAGAAGAUGUGCUGCUGCUCAUACAACGUGGGCAAGGGAUGGAAUAAGCCAUGUGAGCCCUGCCCCACGCCAGCUACAUCUCACUAUCAACUCCUGUGUGGGAAUCAGGCUCCUGGCUUCAUCAUUGAUAUCCAUACGGGCAAACCAGUUGAUAUUGACGAGUGUCGGGAAAUCCCAGGCAUUUGUGCGAAUGGCGUCUGUAUCAACCAAAUCGGUAAUUUCCGCUGUGAGUGUCCAAUGGGCUUCAGCUACAACAAUGUGUUCCUGAUCUGUGAAGAUAUUGAUGAGUGCACCAAUGGAGAUAACCUGUGUCAGCGGAAUGCCGACUGUAUCAACAUCCCAGGCAGUUACCGCUGUGAGUGCUCCCCGGGCUUUAAACUGUCACUGAGUGGAGCCUGUGUGGAUCGUAAUGAGUGCCAGGAGAUCCCCAAUGUGUGUAGCCACGGAGAGUGUAUUGACACAGAAGGAAGUUAUCGGUGUCUUUGUCACAAUGGGUUCAAAGCAACAGCUGACCAGACAAUGUGCAUGGAUAUCGAUGAGUGUGACCGGCAGCCCUGUGGGAAUGGAACCUGCAAGAACACCGUUGGAUCUUACAACUGCCUCUGUUUCCCUGGAUUUGACCUCACCCACAACAACGAUUGCAUGGAUAUCGAUGAGUGCUCGACUCAGAUUGGUCAGGUCUGUCGAAAUGGGCAGUGUAUAAACAGUAUCGGCUCCUUCCAGUGCCUGUGUCAGGAUGGCUAUGAGCUGCCACCCGAUGGGAAGAAUUGUGUUGAUAUCAAUGAAUGCAUCAGCUUCCCUGGCACCUGUGCCCCUGGGACCUGCCAGAAUCUAGAUGGUUCUUUCCGGUGUAUUUGUCCUCCUGGUUACGAAGUACAGAACGACCACUGCAUCGAUAUUAAUGAGUGUGAGGAGGAUCCUAACAUCUGUCUGUUUGGCUUCUGUACGAAUACACCUGGAAGUUUCCAGUGUAACUGUGCCCUAGGAUUUGUUCUGUCGGAAAAUGGAAGGAGAUGCUUCGAUACCAGGCAGAGCUUCUGCUUCACCAGGUUUGAUAACGGCAAGUGUUCGGUACCCAAGGCCUUCAAUACAACCAAAGCCCGCUGCUGCUGUAGCAAGAUGCCAGGGGAGGGCUGGGGCGACCCAUGUGAACUUUGCCCUCAGGAAGAAGAAGUUGCUUUCCAGGAGCUGUGUCCUUACGGUCACGGUGCGAUCCCUGGCAUCGGUGAUACCCGCGAAGAUGUGAAUGAGUGUGUCGAGAACCCUGGAAUCUGCGUUAACGGGCACUGUAUAAACACUGAUGGUUCUUUCCGAUGUGAAUGUCCAUUUGGAUAUAGCCUAGAUUUUACUGGAGUCAACUGUGUUGAUACUGAUGAAUGCACCAUUGGUAACCCAUGUGGCAAUGGAACUUGCAGCAAUGUCAUUGGAGGGUUUGAGUGUGCGUGCGAUGAUGGAUUUGAACCUGGUCCGAUGAUGACUUGCGAAGAUAUUAACGAGUGCUCCCUCAAUCCCCUAUUGUGUGCAUUUCGCUGCAUCAACACCUAUGGUUCAUACGAGUGCACUUGCCCUGGAGGUUACACUCUGAGAGCUGACCGCAAGAUGUGCAAAGAUUUGGAUGAGUGUUCAGAAGGAUUUCAUGACUGUGAAUCCCGGGGAAUGAUAUGCAAGAACUUGAUUGGCACUUUCAUGUGCAUCUGCCCACCUGGAAUGAUGCGAAGACCAGAUGGAGAGGGCUGCAUGGAUGAAAACGAGUGUCGCACUAAACCAGGGAUAUGUCAGAAUGGCCGAUGUAUCAACACAGUCGGCAGCUACCGAUGUGACUGCAACGAAGGAUUCUUGGAAGGUCCAUCAGCUACAGAAUGUCUGGAUAAUCGUCAGGGAUUCUGUUUCAUUGAAGUUUUGCAAACCAUGUGCCAAAUGUCAUCCACCAACCGCAACCUGGUCACCAAGUCAGAGUGCUGCUGCAAUGGAGGCAGAGGAUGGGGUAACCAGUGUGAGCUAUGCCCACUGCCAGGCACUGCCCGUUACAAAAAGAUGUGCCCACAUGGACCUGGAUAUGCCACAGAUGGUAGAGAUAUCGAUGAAUGUAGAGUAGUACCGAACCUGUGUAAGAACGGACAGUGCAUCAACACCAUGGGCUCCUUCCGCUGUUUCUGUAAUAUUGGAUACACCACUGAUCUAACAGCAACCUCCUGUGUUGAUCUUGAUGAAUGUGCGCUGUCACCCAAACCAUGCAACUUCAUCUGCAAGAACACAGAAGGUAGCUACCAAUGCUCAUGUCCACGAGGCUACAUUCUGCAGGAAGAUGGAAAGACGUGUAAAGAUCUUGAUGAAUGUUCAACGAAACAGCAUAACUGUCAGUUCCUGUGUGUUAACACGAUUGGAUCCUUUGCUUGCAAAUGUCCACCUGGUUUCACACAACACCACACAUCGUGCAUCGACAAUAAUGAGUGCAUGGGUCAGCCCACAAUCUGUGGUUCAAAGGGCACAUGCCAAAAUACACCAGGAAGUUUCAGCUGUGACUGCCAGAAGGGAUUCUCAUUGGAUGGCACCGGUUUUAACUGUGAAGAUAUUGAUGAGUGUGAUGGGAACCAUCGAUGUCAGCACGGCUGCCAGAAUAUGCUGGGUGGAUAUAGAUGCAGCUGCCCUCAAGGCUACAUGCAACACUACCAGUGGAACCAGUGUGUCGAUGAGAAUGAGUGCAGCAAUCCCACUGCCUGUGGAGCUGCCUCCUGUUAUAACACUCUAGGCAGCUACAAAUGCCUCUGUCCGUCUGGGUUUGAUUUUGACCAGUAUUCUGGGGGAUGUCAGGAUGUGAACGAAUGCUCAGUCUCUGGAAACCCCUGCACGUAUGGCUGCUCCAACACAGACGGUGGUUACCUCUGCGGCUGCCCUGGGGGCUACUUCAGGGUGGGUCAAGGACACUGUAUAUCAGGAAUGGGGUUCGGGAAUGGUCAAUAUCUACCUUUGGAGGAGGAAGAGGGUGAUGCAGAGAAUGUGCUGUCCCCUGAGACAUGCUAUGAAUGCAAGAUCAAUGGCUACCCCAAGAGAGGCAGGCAUCGGAGAAGCACAAAUGGCACUGUGUCACAUGAGGAUCUCAAGAUUAGUCUGGCUAGUUUGGACAUUGAUGCACCAAUCCCAUUGAAUGUGAAUAUCUCCGACAUGGGAAUCCAUGAUCACAUCAUGGAAUUCCUUCCGGCCAUUGAGACUCUGGAAAACCACGUGCGUUACAUCAUCUCCAGUGGGAAUGAAGCCAACUCCUUCCGAAUUCAUCAGAAAAACGGACUCAGUUACCUCCAUCUAAGCCGUAAAAAGGCCAUGCGAGGGAAGUACAUGCUCGAGAUUUCCAGUAUGCCUCUGUACAGGAAGAAGGAUCUCCUGAAACUGGAAGAUGAGAAUGACGUUGACUACCUCGUGGGUGAUCUCGGCGAGGCCCUCCACAUGAAACUUCAGAUUCAUCUUCUUUAAUGUUCUUCUCCUGUCACCCUUGGUGGGGAAAAGGCCUCCACCAUUUUAAACAGCACCUCAGCACCAACCUCUCAACACUAAAUUGAUGAUGGGAUACUGGGCUGUGUCAGCUCAACAAAAUCUUUACAUAAUAGUCCUUUUCAUUCAGGCUAUGUAUUGGGGAUUGAAUGGCAUUUUCUGGAGUGUGUCACUGUUGUCACACUUACAGCUGAUGAUUGACACCAAUUGAAAAGGACUAAUUAAUAUUUAAAGGUUGAAAAUUCCAUGUGCUUAACCAGAUUUAUUUUGUAGUACAGUGAUUCAAAUUGGAAUGUAUAUCGUAAAGGAGUCCAUCUUAUUAGAGCAAAAUAAAUUGGGAGACAGCAGAUCAGCGAGGACAAGGGCAUUAAUGGAUUUGAAGGAAUUAGUGAUGUAGAAUCAGCAAUGAAGGGAAGUUUGCUUUGCAUUUAGGGGAGAAAUAAAUUCUAAUUUGGGAUUAUAUUAAUAAAUAAUGCCUUUAGAGGUUGAAUUGAAAAACUGAAGGAAUCUUGAUUUUUUUAACCAUUUAACAGGCCCUCUUUCAGGGACUGACCUGUUCUAUCCUGAGGGAUACCCUGUUGCUAAUUGUUCUGACCUGAGUACUGUUGAAUUGUGGAGAAAUUUAUUUUGUACAAUUUGCAUUGUUCUGAAUCAUUCACUUCUGACUUUGGAAUCAUUUAUUUAACCAGGAAUCUCUGUCCAAAGUAAUCAGUUGAAAAAAUGUUGACUUAGGAAGAUACAGCAUGGACAGCCAUUUUGUAAUGACGUUCUUUGAGUAAAACCAAUCAAUGAGUUAGUGAGGAACCUGACCUGUGAAGAUGAGAACAAAGGAAGGGAGAUAUUUCCAGCUCAUUCCUUACAAUUCUGAUUAGUACAGCAGGUAGGUGGCAUAAAGCUUUUUUAAAGCAUGUUCUUCCCCUUUUAAUAAGGCAAACAGCAGUAAUCAAUUCAUUGUGCAGGUAGUGCUUAUUAGGUUUCAAUGAGUUGGGAUCAAGAAUUAAGGAUUAUUACAUUGUCAGGGGUUAAAAGAAACUUUGUAUAUGUGUGUGUGUGUUACCAUAGGAGCUUUUCCAAGUAUCCAUGGAAACACUUGUUGAGUAGGCAUAGCAAUGUAUCCCACCAUCCUUUUUUGUAUUAACUCUAUCCACAUUUUGGGAGAAACUCUCUUCCUAUCAACACCAUCAGCAAUAAAAGCAAUCUUCAGAAAUUGCUGCAAUAACCUAAGUUUAAGAAUCUUAUCCAUGUGCUGGUUUGCUACCCAGAUGCAGUUUUCAUGUGGAUCUCAGACAACUGAGUCUCUCUGUAUCACUUCCAUGUGCAUUGUGCAAGUUUGGCUUGGGUGUAUUUGUUGUUCCAGUCAAACUUGCUGUUUUCCAUAAACCCUAAGAUGAGAACAUAAUCUUAAGUGUAGGCAUUCCAGUCGAAGGUGCAGCCACCUCACUUGGGACCUCAAUAAAAAAAAACACCAAAGCCCACCAACUCUGAGUGAGUGCAAGCAAAUAGUUUUAACACAGAGAAAAUUUCUUUUUAACUGUAGUUUCACAAGAACGCAUUACUCCCCAUCAAUGCUGACAGGAUUGGUUCCUUAUGCUCGUCCGUAACGGUUGACAGCACUGACCCCCCACCCCCACCCUCCUAGUGCCCAAAAGGAUUGUCCCUUCCCUAUCUGACAGUGAGAAGCACAUGGAAUAUUAUCUUUGAAAUUUGGUGUAUCCUGAUACUACUCCACAAAGCAGGUGGAAGAUAAAUUUGGUUCUCUGCUUCGAUUCUCAUAAAGCACUGCAUGAGAUAUGAACACUAGAUUAAGUUCUGUAAAUGAUAGAGUCACCCAGAUGGUUGUGACAGUUACAUGCCACUAAUCUGCAAAGUAGUUCAUGAAGAAAAAAACUCCUCAUCAACCCCACAUCCUCGGUUUUGACAGUGCACUAAACAUUCAGGUUCUUCUGAAGGGAAAACCACAGGACGACCCUUUCUUUUUUCGUAUUUGAUAAUUAUCUCUAACUACGAUGAUUGAGACAAAGCAAAGAAUCUAGAGCCAGGUAUUAAUGGGUGAGAUUCUAAAGGUGUCAAUUUCCCAGCAUUUCACCAUUUUAUAACACAGAUUCAGGGUUAGAAAGUAAUUUUCCUCAAUUACCUAGUCCUAUCUUUGCCCCAAAUAAGGGCACAUAAACCAAAGAAAAUUCAUUACCACAUUGCUAAUGUUUGUUUGACAGAGCCAGUGCAAGUGCCAGUUGAUUUUACUCAUGCAUUUGUGUUAUGUUUACUGUUUCUGAGAUGUGUUUAAUAAGUACAUCUCCUAGUUGAUUUUAUUUUUAAUGACCUGAAUCAAAGCAUUGUCCUGUCAGGGAGUAAAACCCCCAAAAAUGGCAUAUCUUUCAGAUAGUUAAUAAUGCAGCUGUUCCACAUUAAAAUGUGUGUGCUUUCACAGAAUUUCAUAGAAGAUAACCAUUUGACCCAUCCUGCAAGUGUUGACUCUUUUCUUUCAUGGUUAUAACAAGAAGUACAAUGCUAAUAAGCUUUUUUUUUCAAUUUGCAUUCAAAAAUACAGAGGGUUCCAUUGGUUGCUGUGUGUGGCAGAAUUGGAACAAAAAGUUUAAAUGUAAUGGAGUUUAAUAGUACAAGUUGAAGAAAUUCUUCACAAUGAUUGUGUCAGGGCACACUGCAACUGGAAGAUUUGGACAUCCUCCAAGCUAUUGUCCCUCAGUAUGCUUUCUUUGAUUAUUCAAUAAACAAUAAGUUUGUCUUAUCUUCUUUAAAUGGUUCCACAUGGACAUUGCAUAGUGCAGGCAAGUUACUGUUUCAUAAAGGUGCUAAUGUUAAAAGAUUUACCUGUUCAACCUCAGACUACCUGAAGUGCUUUUGUUCAGUAGUGCAAUUGAUCAAUACAAUGGUGCUAGUAUCAAAAUUCAGGGUUCCUGCACUGUCCAUCCCAUUUUAUAUUUAUGUAUAACCGACAUUUUGUACUGUUUGUUUUUUUUUUGUGAGCUCAUAUCUUGUAGCUUUUUUUUGUAAACUGCCACUUCAUGUAAAAUAGAGGACGUGUUUAUACUGUAAUCAUUUAGUGACAAACUUGAAAAACAAUUUUUUUAUUGUAAACUUGUAAUACUGUAUACAGAUUUUUCUACUGCAAAGAAAAGAGGGUUAUGAAUAUAAUAAUUCUGCCUGAACACUGGACCCUCGACAUCUGUUGAAUUGACCAUCCUGACUUUUUGAGAUGAACUUUGUACUGAUGAUGUGAAGCCCGGACUGCCAAACAAUGAAGUACUGUUAUACUACAAGCCCAAGUCAGCCUUUCCUCUGUGUUCUGGUGUUGUUAUUGAUGCAUGGGGUUUGGGGGGGGGGGGGGGUGGAAUUCAGCACAUAAUAUAUAUCUGGGGAAUUGGAUUUGUACCGAGAAACAUUCUCGGCAAUAAAAUGGAUUAUUUUGGGUUACAUUCUAAG
Molecule: messenger RNA, 11178 nt
Organism: Chiloscyllium plagiosum (whitespotted bambooshark)
Lineage: Eukaryota; Metazoa; Chordata; Chondrichthyes; Orectolobiformes; Hemiscylliidae
Source: RefSeq, a predicted model, not a curated record